AUGAACCGGAGGAAAGCUGCGGCGAAAGGCGACCUGGCGAAGCUGAUAUGGUGCUUCAUCGGCGUGGUGGGCACGCUCAUCAUCUACGGCAUUGGCCAGGUGCGUCGCUGCGACACUGAUGGCCCAUACGUGCUUCAAAGUUCGGAGCGGAUAAUGAAGUUUCCGUACGGUGACAGGGACGAGGACUCAGAGUACUUCCAGCAUUCACUCUUCAUCGUGCUCUGUAACCGCCUCAUGACGUGCGCUGUCGCAGUCAUCGUGCACCUGGUGACAGGAGCGUCGCUGGCUCUAGUGGCUCCAAUUUACGCCUAUGGUGCUGUGUCCCUCUCCAAUGUCAUCUCGUCCGGGUGCCAAUACGAGGCCCUCAAGUACGUGAGCUUCCCUCUGCAGACCAUCGCCAAGUCAUCCCGCAUGGUGCCUGUGCUGAUCUGGGGCACGAUCAUAUCGCGCAAGCAGUACAAGCCCAGGGAGUACAUCAUCGCCAUCACCAUCAUCCUCGGCUCCUGCCUCUUCUUCCUCAACGUGGGUAAGGCGGUGCAUGCGUGGGGUGUCUGGGGUAAGGCGGUGCAUGGCUGGGAUGAGAUAUCUGGGGCGGUGCAUGGCUGGGAUGAGAUAUCUGGGGCGGUGCAUGGCUGGGAUGAGAUAUCUGGGGCGGUGCAUGGCUGGGAUGAGAUAUCUGGGGUGGUGCAUGGCUGGGUGACUGCCGCAGUGCGUGGGAGAGCUGGGGUAGGGCAGAGCGCGCAUGGUAUACCUGGGCACGUCUCCCCUUUCCUAUCCGCUGGCUUUCUGUGUGUCCCCUCAUCCUCACUCACGGACCUCACCCUUCUCCCGCUUUCCCCUAGCUUUGACGGCUUCACGAACACCUUUGACGGGUUCACCAACACGUUUCAGGACAAGCUGUUUGAGGGCUAUGACAUGCCGGCCGCCAACCAGGUGCUCUACAUCACACUCUGCUCCUCCGUCAUCAGCCUGCUGGGCCUGCGCCAGGACCUAGCAGCAGCCAUUGCAUUCAUCAUGCGCCAUCCCGACUGUGCCCUCCACAUUGCAGUGCUCUCUGUGGCAGCCACCAUAAGCCAGUUCUUCAUCUCCUACACCAUUAAGACCUUUGGUGCUCUCACCUUCGCCACCAUCAUGACCACCCGCCAGCUUCUCAGUAUCGUGCUAUCAUCUACCGUCUAUGGUCCGCCUCUCUCCUCCACACAGCAAGUCGGCACACCACUGCUCUUUGUUCCCACCACCGCACUCCCUACUGCACCACCGCACUCCCUACUGCACCACCGCACUCCCUACUGCACCACCGCACUCCCUACUGCACCACCGCACUCCCUACUGCACCACCGCACUCCCUACUGCACCACCGCACUCCCUACUGCACCACCGCACUCCCUACUGCACCACCGCACUCCCUACUGCACCACCGCACUCCCUACUGCACCACCGCACUCCCUACUGCACCACCGCACUCCCUACUGCACCACCGCACUCCCUACUGCACCACCGCACUCCCUACUGCACCACCGCACUCCCUACUGCACCACCGCACUCCCUACUUCACCACCGCACUCCCUACUGCACCACCGCACUCCCUACUGCACCACCGCACUCCCUACUGCACCACCGCACUCCCUACUGCACCACCGCACUCCCUACUGCACCACCGCACUCCCUACUGCACCACCGCACUCCCUACUGCACCACCGCACUCCCUACUGCACCACCGCACUCCCUACUGCACCACCGCACUCCCUACUGCACCACCGCACUCCCUACUGCACCACCGCACUCCCUACUGCACCACCGCACUCCUUACUGCACCACCGCACUCCCUACUGCACCACCGCACUCCCUACUUCAUCACCGCACUCCCUACUGCACCACCGCACUCCCUACUGCACCACCGCACUCCCUACUGCACCACCGCACUCCCUACUGCACCACCGCACUCCCUACUGCACCACCGCACUCCCUACUGCACCACCGCACUCCCUACUGCACCACCGCACUCCCUACUGCACCACCGCACUCCCUACUGCACCACCGCACUCCCUACUGCACCACCGCACUCCCUAUUGCACCACCUCUCACCAGAUGGCGGUCUUUCAGUGA
Closterium sp. NIES-65 is the source of this 2106-nucleotide messenger RNA. Lineage: Eukaryota; Viridiplantae; Streptophyta; Zygnematophyceae; Desmidiales; Closteriaceae. The record is from the annotation of a GenBank genome assembly.